AUGGUCGUGGAAGCCCUUACAGAGGUCGUGGCGCCAGAGGGCGUCAAAGCCCGACUCGUCGCGACUAAAACAGCCGACAUCACUUUACCGCAUGCCGAGAGCACCAAUGGCAGAGUCGUUCCUUUCCAACAUCCUGAAUCGUCGAAGGUUGACUUUGGAGCUGAGGUCUAUGGUAUCGACCUGAAUAAGCUGACCGAUGCGGAUUUCGAACUCAUCUCCGACGCUUUACACGAGUAUAAAGUUCUAGUUUUCAAGGAACAACCGGAAAUGCUGCGACCACAGCAACAGUACCUUCUGACAGCAAACUUCGAUCCUGAUGAGACCACCGGCGGCUUCGCCCACGGGGCCGAUCCUUUCCUCACGUCUUACAACGAAGUUAAUAUCUACGGCAUCCCCAGCCGACCUGCUAUUCCUUGCCAGCCUCAAGUACACAUUCUGGGACGCGGAGAAGUUCCUGAAGGUCAUUAUCAAUUCCCUCCAGGCUUCAAGGUCAAGGGUAUCGACCAUCGCGACUUCCACUUGCCGCCUCAUAUUCCUCAAGCGGAACGUGAACAGGGCGCCAGCAGAUUUUACCAAUGGCACUGGGAUGGAGCACUAUACAAUAUACCACCCCCCAGAGUUGGCUGCUUACUAGCUGUCAAAACUCCCAAGGGGCCGGACGUUACCGUUCGCUGGGACGAUGGCACCGGGACUGAGAUGAAGAUCCCACCAGGCUCGACUGCCUAUAUCGCAGGUUCGCGUGCUCUCGAAGUCCAGGACGAAGAAACAAAACAGAUCCUUCUCCACAGUCGCAUUGAGUAUGCUCCCCAUGCCUUCAAAUGGAUGUCGACCGCUCGUAGUGCCCGACUCGGCCACAUUAUUGAAACCGAAGGUCUGGAACUGCCGCGCGAGAAGCUGCCACCCAUUGACGAGAAGAAGAUCUGUAUCUAUCCAAUGGUUUGGACCAAUCCAAAAACCGGUGAGAAGUCUCUGCAAGUCCACGGACAAGGAGCAGUCAAGCUAUAUCUCAAGUCGUCACCUGAUGGGGAGGAAACCAUCAUCGAUGACCUCAAAGAAGUCCGCAAUUUUAUGCACAAGAUCAUGCGGCCAGCAAUCUCCCCUGAGAAUAUCUACGCACAUCCUCAUGAGGAACAGGAUGUAGUCCUAUGGUACAACCGUGCGCUGUGGCACAGCAUUACUGAAUUCCCCGAGUCAUAUGGCCCUAGAAUCAUGCAUCAAUGCAAUAUUGCCGCAUCGGAUCAUCCUAGCUGUUGA
This is a messenger RNA of Penicillium chermesinum, 1254 nucleotides long. Its product is annotated as TauD/TfdA dioxygenase family protein. The record is from RefSeq and is a predicted model, not a curated record. Bases 1 to 1254 code for a protein of 417 amino acids. The transcript is spliced from 3 exons. Gene Ontology annotation, molecular function: oxidoreductase activity. NCBI's taxonomy places the organism in Eukaryota, Fungi, Ascomycota, Eurotiomycetes, Eurotiales, Aspergillaceae.